UGUAUCUGUACAGCUGUUAUAUUUUCAUGUAACUUUCGACGGUCAUAUGCUGUCUGUCCUGGCGGCAGUGAAAGUCUCUCGUGCAUUUCAUGUAGUUACACAGCUGAGGCGUCUCCUGAGCUGAAGAAUCAUGUGGCGUUGCUGGCCUCUGCCCCGCUCAGUCAUGAGGUUGUCGCUCUGUCAUGUCAUGGUUGUAUGUCUGUUCGGCUCAUCAGUCUACACAAUACUGAGUCACCAGGGCCUAGGCAGAAUAUUGAGAACUUUGCAGCGGCAGGAUUUCGACCUCGGGUUGGCCGGAGCGAAGUACGCGCCCACCUGGGACUCUCUGGACUCGCGCCCGCUGCCCGCUUGGUACGACGCGGCCAAAGUGGGCAUCUUCAUCCACUGGGGAGUUUUCUCCGUGCCAUCUUUCGGUUCUGAGUGGUUCUGGAAAUCCUGGCAUGAUAAUAAAAGCAAAUACGUAGAUUUCAUGAGGACGAACUACCGUCCGGGCUUCACGUACGCGGACUUCGCGCCGGAAUUCACGGCCGAGUUCUUCGAGCCCGACGAGUGGGCGAGAUUGUUCAACGCCUCGGGCGCUCGCUACGUCGUCCUCACCAGCAAGCACCACGAGGGCUUCACCCUGUGGCCCUCGCGCUACUCCUGGAACUGGAACAGCCUCGACGUCGGACCCAAGAGGGACCUCGUAGGUGACCUCGCCCAGGCCAUCAGGACCAAGACGCCGCACAUCCACUUCGGCCUGUACCACUCCAUGUACGAGUGGUUCCACACCAUGUACCUCGAGGACAAAGCGAGGGGCUUCCAGACACAGGAUUUCGUCAGGGCAAAGACACUUCCUGAACUUUAUGAGCUGGUGAACAUUUACAAGCCUGAAGUCCUCUGGUCUGACGGCGACUGGGAAGCCCCCGACUCGUACUGGAACUCAACGCACUUCCUGGCCUGGCUCUUUAACGAGUCUCCAGUGAAGGACAGCGUGGUGGUGAACGACAGGUGGGGCAAAGGUGUCGUUUGCAAUCACGGGUCCUACUAUACCUGCAGCGACCGAUAUAAUCCAGGUAAGCUCCAGAACCACAAGUGGGAGAACUGCAUGACGCUGGACAAGGUCUCUUGGGGCUUCCGCCGAAAUGCUCCUCUUCGAAACUACCUCACCAUCCAAGAACUCCUCGCCACCUUGGCAGAAACCAUCAGCUGCGGAGGUAACUUGCUCGUUAACGUCGGCCCCACGCACGACGGCCAUAUUCCCGCCAUCAUGGAGGAGCGCCUUCGGCAACUCGGCUCGUGGCUCGACGUCAACGGCCAGGCUGUGUACGAGUCGACUCCCUGGAUCCACCAAAGCGACGCUGUGACGCCGGGCGUGUGGUACACAGCUAAAGGCAACGACGUCUACGCCUUCGUGCUGCGAUGGCCCGAGGACGGGGUGGCCAUUCUGGGCUCCGUCCUGCCCACCUCAGGCACCAAGGUGUACAUGCUCGGUCAUGUCGAGAAGCUGAAACCACUGAAGUUCACCAAGACAGACAAGGGUCAGCUGACGGUGAUGCUGCCGCCGAUGCAACAGGUCAGAGGGCAGUGGGUUUGGGUCCUCCUGCUCUCGGACAUCCUGCCAGCCUAGGUCACCUGAGGUCAUCUUGGGUCAUCCACGACGCCGGGUUUUCAUCGGAGGUCUCAGUUGAUGUAGUUGUAGUGGUAUAUUGUUUAUAAAGUUAUUAUUAUCUUCAUUAUUGUUAUUAUUUGUAUCGUUGUUAUUAUAAUUAUUAUCAUCAUUAUUAUUAUCAUUAUCAUUAUUAGCAUUAUUAUUAUUAGCAUUAUUAU
This is a messenger RNA of Penaeus chinensis, 1809 nucleotides long. RefSeq names its product alpha-L-fucosidase-like. Gene Ontology annotation, biological process: fucose metabolic process; glycoside catabolic process. Lineage: Eukaryota; Metazoa; Arthropoda; Malacostraca; Decapoda; Penaeidae. Gene Ontology annotation, molecular function: alpha-L-fucosidase activity. The transcript has 11 exons. The coding region runs from base 131 to 1609 and encodes 492 amino acids. The record is from RefSeq and is a predicted model, not a curated record. Gene Ontology annotation, cellular component: lysosome.